This is a messenger RNA of Kluyveromyces lactis, 3042 nucleotides long. RefSeq names its product Arf family guanine nucleotide exchange factor SYT1 (gene SYT1). The transcript has a single exon. Gene Ontology annotation, biological process: regulation of ARF protein signal transduction. The coding region runs from base 1 to 3042 and encodes 1013 amino acids. The record is from RefSeq and is a predicted model, not a curated record. NCBI's taxonomy places the organism in Eukaryota, Fungi, Ascomycota, Saccharomycetes, Saccharomycetales, Saccharomycetaceae. Gene Ontology annotation, molecular function: guanyl-nucleotide exchange factor activity.
AUGAAUCAAUUGAUAUCCGAUUUUAUAAAGGGUAAACUACCUAAGCGAAAGCCAGAAAAUAAUGACAGUAAGAAUGAUGGUGCAGCUCAACCAAAAGGCCCAGAAAAAAGCAUUCCAAGGACUUUCACCCCGGUAGGGAUUUCGAACCCCAAUAGUGAGGCCCUCAAUGAUAUCCUGGAAGAAGAAAUAUCUUUGGGAGGAUGUGAAGAGCAAAUCACAACGGACAAGCAUGAGAAGGAGAAGGAGGCACCAGCAAGCAGUGGAAGGAAAUCAUCAUUUCCAGGACUUCGACGCCUUAAACAUCGUGUGAGUAGUUUACCUGACUUACGACUGCGGGCCUCUUCCCCUUUCUCUAAACCUAACGACGAACAAGAUCCUACGGUCAAUUUGAGGAAUGAUUUGAAUCAUAGCAAUAGGAUCCGUUCACCCUCAACCCAAUCUUUGAGGUUUAGCAUUCAGCACAACAACAAUAGCAGCGGAAGUACACUUUCGACAACUACUGAUACCAUUGCCAGUGGGAACAAAUCAUCAAAACUUAGGAGCUGGUUACAUCUUAAACCCGUACCGAAGACAGACAGAGGAACCGAGGAAUUGAAGGAUGGACAUAGCGCAAUUUUGAAACAAAAGGUGCAGAUAAAUAAUGUUUUAUCCACACCGGACGCAGCGUCGCUCUGUUCUGGCAAUAGAUCUGGAUCUGUGUCGCGUUCUAGAUCGCGCUCCAGAUCAUCGAAAUCAACAUCGAGAAAGCAUUCAAGAGAAAUCUUGGGUCUCACGCCAAUUUCUCGUUCUCAUAGUUCAGAAUUGGUUGGAAGUCGUGUCGGAACGUUGCGUAGAUCUACCUCUUCCUUUGCAGAGUCUGGCAUGAAAAACUCAAUUGGAGGUCAACACACCAGAGAAGCUUCCAUUGACAGUAACAAUGAAAAUGGCCUCUCUAAGAUUAAUGUGAGAAGGAGGAGAAGCAGAACCAUUGGAACCUUUGAACAGCAUCAGUCGGACCCGAAUAGUAAUAAGCUAAGUAUGUUUAACAAUACAAAUUGUGGCAAUUUCUCAAAAGAUAGUUCGACUAGGGGGAGAUCCAACAGUUCAAGCUCUAAUAUUUAUCCAGGAUCAAACAAUAAUGCCAAUCCAAGAAAUAUUUCCAAUCUGGCGUCUAGGAGAAGCAACUCGUUGGUGACAACUUUAACAAAUAUCAUGUCAUUGCGGUCAGUGACUGGAUUACAUUCGCAAAGACUUUCAUUACCUACUCCGAUUCCCUAUGAUUUAUUAGACAAACCUCCAAAACCUAAGAAAACUGAUAAAGUGGAUGAUUACCUAAUGAAAAUUGUACCAGUCUAUCAGAAGUACCUUGCUUUGGUACUAUGCGCGUAUGAAGAUACAUUUUUACUGUCCUGUUUACAACAAUUCAUGGAUAAGGAAUUUGAUUUUUCAAACCAACCAUUAGAUUUAUCAUUACGAACAGUGCUACUAUUCCUUGAACUUCCCAAAGAAAGCCAACAGAUUGAAAGAUUCUUGAAAUGCUUCAGCGUUUCAUACUAUAGACAGCACUGCAAUGCCGAAAGAAUAGAAAAUUCGGAGCCAAUAUGGAAGGAUAUUGAACAAUUAUACUUCCUUACCUACUCUUUGUUGAUGCUCCAUACUGACAGCUUCAAUCCAAAUAAUAAAGAAAAGAUCACUAAGGCAGAAUUCGUUAAGUUGAUACAUAGUGAUACGGAGUGCUCAGGGAAGAUGGUUCCGAGAGAAUACAUAGAAUAUCUUUAUGAGAACAUCACCACAAAAGAAUUCCCGACUACGGUUUUACCACCCUAUGAUGUUGAAGAGAGUAUAAAUUCCCAGGAAAAAGCCUUAAAUAUGAUUCCUGAAACCUACUCUCCGAUUAAAAUUAUCAAAAGCCAAUGGCUUGCCCAGAGACCCUUCUUGAUCUUAGGAAACAAAAAUAAUCCUGCCACCUACCAGUAUUCCUUAACGCCCGCUGCGCUUCCUACAGGAACAAUGUCCUCCACAUCAAGUUCGUUAUCUCUAUUUGCAAUUGAAGAUAUCGAUCCUUAUCACUAUCUUAUCAAUGAUUCUUUGACCAGCAUUACUUUACGAAACUUCAUCGAUUUUGAGCCAUCAGAGUGUCUAAAAACUAGUACUGAAAUUGAUACAUACGGAGCUAAGAAGCUUUUAUCUUUAAGGAAGGAAAUAAAAGGUGGUUACUUGAAGUUUAACAAAACCCAAUUACUCUCCAAAUUCAAAGAUAUAAACUUUGAGAUCUUGGAUGAAGAUUCUGAUCUUCAAAAGGGGUAUUUGAAAGUACUUAAGAUGGGGGAAAUAGAAAUGAAAGUCAGUACAAGAAAGUUCUCUCUUGUAGGAAAUGUGGUAAAGAAUCAUUGGAAGACUAAGUUUGCGAUAUUGACUACUUCCUUCCUAUUUUUCUUUGAUAGCAUGUCCUGGCUGGAUCCAAAGAUCGAACUAGAUGAAUUAACUAAGACCUCAAAUUACAUUAUUGAUUUAUCUCAACCGCUUUCUUCGCUGUACGAAAUGGAAUAUUGUAACAACCUAUUCUUAACGGAAAACAAGAAUACUGACCCCAAUGUUUUAUCCAUUGUGAAUCAAAGCCAAAAACGUGAUAUAAUGUUUAGGAAUAGAACAGAGGCAUUAGCCUGGAAAAACUCUAUUUAUUUCUCCGGCAGCAUCGAUGGAUGUGAAAUAGAAAUCGCCGGACUGCGUAAUACAUUUGUGGUACAAAGAAGGACAUCAGUAGAAGAUAAAAUACUAAAGCUGAAAAGUAACCAUGAACAGAAUAUGUCGAAAUGGUAUUCGCUACACUCACAGCUUAACAUAUACCUUGACACGGUACCCUUAUCAACAAAGACUAGAUCAAACUUAAUCGAUCAUGUCAAUGGUAUAAUAAAAAGAAUAGAAAUGGUCUCAUAUCAAAACGAAAGACUUGAUAUAUACGUUAAACUCUUGAAGCUUGUAUUUGGUCUGGAACCAAAUCCAAGUGAAUAUAAUCGAUACGAAGCCAAUUCCAUCGAAGAGAGUUUCUUAUUUAACCAAUAA